UCCUAGUUUCUGCCUUCAAAAAUUGUGUCUAUAGUGAAAAAAAUUUCAGAAAUCCUACUUUCUAAAAAGCAUAUUUCAGCAUGGCAAUUGGUAUGGGGCAUAUUUUCCGUGCUAAGCAAGUCCUCAGAAGAUCUUCUUCAAUAACAAACAGAGAAUGUGAAGUGCCUAAGGGGCACUUUGCAGUUUAUGUUGGGGAGAGUGAAAAGAGGCGUUUUGUCAUUCCAGUUUCGUACUUGAAGGAUCCUUCAUUCCAAGACUUGCUUAGUCAAGCUGAGGAAGAAUUCGGAUUUGAUCAUCCAACGGGUGGACUCACAAUACCUUGUAUGGAAGAUACCUUCGUUGAAGUCAUCUCUAGUUUGAGAUCUUGAGGGAGACUACAGACAACUUAGUUUAGUGAAGAAAAUUUUUGCAGAGAAGAGUUUUCCUGUACAUUUCAUUUGAAUAGAUUUUUGUUUGCAAUUUUUCAGCAACUUUGGAAA
Messenger RNA from Ipomoea triloba (trilobed morning glory), 479 nucleotides. Its product is annotated as auxin-responsive protein SAUR21-like. The record is from RefSeq and is a predicted model, not a curated record. Gene Ontology annotation, biological process: response to auxin. Lineage: Eukaryota; Viridiplantae; Streptophyta; Magnoliopsida; Solanales; Convolvulaceae. The transcript has a single exon. The coding region runs from base 81 to 368 and encodes 95 amino acids.